AUGCCCGUACUGUGCCAGAUCUCAUGCUCUGCUGUCCUCGCCGUGGCUGUCACGCGGGGAGGGGAAGAGUGGUGGUCUUGGUCCAGCUGUGGCGGUAGUCAUGGCGACCCCAGGCUACACAGAAGAGCUCCAGCCGGCCCCCAGCCCAACGCUGUCACCAUAGCAACGCAAUCAGCCACGCCCUCCCGCUCCACGCCAACCCAGUUCAACCAGUCAGUGUCCAUUGUCUCCACAACCGGACAGGACAAACUUCCUGCUCAAGCCACGCCCACCAAGGCCCAGAAGACAGUGGUUCUGGCCACGCCUUCUCAGACUCAGUUUGUUACCGCGGAGAUCCAGAGUUCUGCCGUUCAGCAGAGUAACGGACAGAGUUCCACACCACAGUACAUCGUAGUGACCGUUACAGAGGGCUCUCUCCAUUCUAGUGACAGUGUAUCAGACUCCAGUCCUCCAGUAGUAGUGGUUCAGACAGGGGUCCCCACCCAGGUAGUACAGCAGACCACCCAACAGGUGCAGCAGCAGCAUGUUUACUCCAGUCAGGUUCAGUAUGUGGAGGGAGAGGACUCUUCUUACACCACCUCUACCAUUCGUUCUGGCAGCUACCCGUACUCCGACUCCCCCCUCUACUCCCAGACCCCUCCCUCUUCCUCCUCUUCCUACUACGAAUCCACGCCCACCUCGGGGUCACAGGUCACUAACUCCGUGACUUCACAGUCAGUCUCCGUCACCGCGGCAACGGGAGGAGGUGGGAGUGGUUACGUCAUCCAGGGCGGGUACGUAUUGGGAGGUGGGGGCAGCGGAGGAGUAAACUACUCCAGUCACAACACAAGAGCAGCCCCUGCCACAGUACAGUGGCUGCUAGAUAACUACGAGGGUGCAGAGGGGGUCAGUCUGCCUCGCUGUACCCUCUACUGCCACUACCUCUUACACUGUCAGGAACACAAACUAGAAGCUGUCAACGCUGCCUCCUUCGGCAAGCUCAUCAGAUCUGUCUUCAUGGGGCUGAGGACCAGACGCCUGGGGACACGAGGGAACUCUAAGUACCACUACUAUGGUCUUCGUAUCAAGGCCACCUCCUCUCUGCUCCGUCUGAUAGACGACCACCAGCACCUAGCCUUGAGACAGCAACCCUUCUCUCAGAAACACAGGAUAAAGCCGGUUCUGAAGGUGGAGGGCAUGUCCAAUGGGAUGUCUCUGGGGCGGGAGCAGCAGGGGGCAGGGCUCAGUGACAUCUCAGCUCAGGUGCAACAAUACCAGCAGUUCCUGGACGCGUCGCGGGCGCUGCCCGAGUUCCCAGAGUUGGAUCUGCAGGACAGACCUCUUCCUGACGGGAUCAUUCCAGAACACAUCGCAGCCUUCCAACAGCUCUACAGGGAACACUGUGAGGCCAUUCUGGAUGUGAUGGUGAACCUGCAGUUCACUCUGGUGGAGACGCUGUGGAAAACCUUCUGGAGGUUCAGCGAGAGCAUCGACGCAGACACACUCGGCGUUCAUGGUGAGUCAGAGGAGCGUCUACCUAAGUGGUACCUGGUGGUGCUGUGUAAGUACCAGCCAGUUGUUCACUGGACCAGAGACUGUGAUAACACACUGUACCAGGCGCUGGUGGAGAUCCUCAUCCCUGACGAUAUUGACCCAUCCCCAGUGAGUGCCUUAACUCAGGCCAUCCGUAACUUUGCCAAGAGUCUAGAGAGCUGGCUGACAUGCGCCAUGAUGAACAUACCAGAGGAGAUGGUCCGUAUCAAGGUGGUGUGUGCGGGAGCGUUUGCCCAGACGCUGCGUCGCUACACCAGUCUCAACCACCUGGCCCAGGCAGCCAGGGCCGUCCUCCAGAACACAGCCCAGAUCAAUCAGAUGCUGAGUGACCUCAACAGAGUUGACUUCACCAACGUGCAGGAGCAGGCGUCGUGGGUGUGUGGUUGUGAGGAUGGUGUGAUCCAGAGGUUGGAGCAGGACUUCAAGCAGACGUUACAACAACAUAACUCUCUGGAGCAGUGGGCUGCCUGGCUGGACGGCGUGGUCUCCCAGGUCCUAAAGCCUUACCAACACAGCCCUGCAGCCUUCCCUGCAGCUGCCAAGCUCUUCCUGCUGCGAUGGAGCUUCUACAGUUCCAUGGUGAUCAGAGACCUGACUCUGCGUAGUGCUGCCAGCUUCGGAUCCUUCCACCUGAUCAGACUGCUGUAUGAUGAGUACAUGUACUACCUGAUAGAACACAGAGUGGCCCAGGCUAAAGGAGAGACUGCCAUCGCUGUCAUGGGAGAGUUUGCCAGUGUGGGCAGGAGUCUGAACUCUCAGGACCCUGAUAAAGAUGAGGAAGAGGAUGAGGAGGAGAGUGAUGAAGAGGGGGUAGAGAUGAUCAUGCCGUCUAACUCCGCUGGUCUGGGAGGGGAGGAGUCACUGGAGCCGCCCGUCAAGCUCGCCAGGACUGACCCCCGGGGACUGUUCAAUAGCACACACACAGAGUGACACACACACCUUAAACACACGCUCUCCACUUAGCCGUUGGCUAACAUGACACACACACAUACACACACUCAUCCUUUGCCUUAAUGAUAGUUUGCUAUGAGCCCAUAUGUGAUCCCAAUGCCAUUAAGUUCCUUAUCUGUUCCUGCAACCUAACCUCACACACCCUGUCUGGCUGCACCUUGAUCUCUCGUGUGUGUGUGUGUGUGUGUGUGUGUGUGUGUGUGUGUGUGUGUGUGUGUGAGAGAGAGAGCGAAGGAGAGAGGUUUCACAGCUUGCCUUUUCAUCUCUUUUUAGUGAUCAUGGUUCCUCAUCACAUUCAUUGUGACAUAAGAGACCGUAACCUCUUCACUAGACGGGGUAACAGUCUGUUCCAGAUGGUAACCUCUUCACUAGACGGGGUAACAGUCUGUUCCAGAUGGUAACCUCUUCACUAGACGGGGUAACAGUCUGUUCCAGAUGGUAACCUCUUCACUAGACGGGGUAACAGUCUGUUCCAGAUGGUAACCUCUUCACUAGACGGGGUAACAGUCUGUUCCAGAUGGUAACCUCUUCACUAGACGGGGUAACAGUCUGUUCCAGAUGGUAACCUCUUCACUAGACGGGGUAACAGUCUGUUCCAGAUGGUAACCUCUUCACUAGACGGGGUAACAGUCUGUUCCAGAUUUGACCAACUUAUCCCACUAAUUAACAUGACCACUAGUUUGUCAGCUUGUUGUUGCCGGAUGCAGAAACAGUCUUGUACCAGUACAGUCUGAGGUGUGUUGUAGCACGCUGAACAUUUAAAGGUAAUGUCUGAUUCAGCUGACAUAUGCAACAUUUACCGUCUGUGUGAACAUGCUGAGGAACACUGCCUUUAAAAGGGGCAUUGUCAACAGAGGUCUACAAAGUACCUCUGAUUGAAUCCAGACCUACAGUAACAGUCAACAGUUUGGACACACCUACUCAUUCAAGGGUUUUUCUUUAUUUUUACUAUUUUCUACAUUAUAGAAUAAGUGAAGACAUCACAACUAUGAAAUAACACAUGGAAUCAUGUAGUAACCAAAAAAGUGUUAAAUCAAAAAUAUAUUUUAUAUUUGAGAUUCUUCAAAGUAGCCACCAAAGGGUAGCUUUGGUAACAGCUCGUCUUCACUAUUAUUCUACAAUGUAGAAAAUGGUAUAAAUAAAGAAAAACCCUUGAAUGAGUAGGUGUGUCCAAACUUUUGAUUGGUCCUGUAUGAGUCAGUCAACCUGCAUGCCUAUAAUCUUCUCUGUCCUCACCUUACCCACCCACUGUCCUAACUGCCAUAGAAAGACAUUUACUGUGUUUGUCCUAGCCAGGUGUAGAGUUGUUACAGCAGUCUGUCUUCAGUCCUGAUGAUGUUCACUGACCUCUUAGACAACCACUUAGUGUGUCCCUAUCGGCAUCCUAUCGGCACUGAAACAGGGCACCAUUUAGGACGGCUCAUCAAAGAGUCUUAGUAUGAAUGUUAAUAGCCCUCUGUGAAAUGAGACUGAAGGGGUGUUGAUGUAUUGAAAUCAGUGGAUCAGUCAGACGCUCUAACAGUAGUGUCCUGAUGUAGUUCAGAGGAUGUAAAGGUCGAUACAGGGCAGCGUUCAGAAACAUACCUUUUAGUGUAAUUUAUUAUUUGGACAACUAAGAGAUGACCUGUGCCUUCUACAGCUAGACAACACUUGUGAUUGCAUCCCAAAUGGCACCCUGUAUAGUGCACUUUUUUGGACCUGAGCCCUAUUGACCAUGGUCAAAAGUAGCGCACUAUAUAGGGAAUAGGGUGCCAUUUGGAAGACAACCUGUGUUUUUAAUUAGAUCUGAUUAAUAAAUGAAAGUGUUUCUAAACCUGUCUGCUGACUUGUACAAUCUGACAUUUGUUCCUCACGCUUUGGUAAUGUAUUGUUAUUAAAAUGUUAU
Molecule: messenger RNA, 4369 nt
Organism: Salmo salar (Atlantic salmon)
Lineage: Eukaryota; Metazoa; Chordata; Actinopteri; Salmoniformes; Salmonidae
Source: RefSeq, a predicted model, not a curated record